AUGGAGGAACAGUUCAACCAGCAUCAUGGAGUAACUGCGCGCACAUUCAGCGAAAGCCAGAGAGUGUUGGUUCGUGACUAUAGCGGCAGACACCCUACGUGGACCCCAGGACUCAUCCUUUGCUGGCGCGGCACAGUGGUCUACGAGAUUCGAGUUGGUCCAGCCAAGUGGAUACGCCACGCGAACCGAAACCGGCCCACAGAUUCGCAGAUCCUGCCUACAGGACCGAGUGAUAUGAGUCUAGAAAUGCUUCUGGACAAUUUUGAUCUCGGCACCACCCCAGAAAAUCAAUCAGUGCUUCGUCAGAGGCCCAGCCUGAGCACGGAUUACAACCGCGACUCUGCACAGACAGGAUCCGCAAGCCACUGUGUCAGUCCCGGUGGUGUGGCGAAAAAUGAUAUUUCCAUCCAGAUUGGGAAGGCCAGAGCAGCUUUUGCGAACCUACGUCACCAGUGGCGUAGGCGCGACAUCAGUUUCUCUGUCAAGGGUCGAGUAUACAAUGCUGCGGUGCGCUCCAUAUUACUAUACGGAUCAGACACUUGGCCGCUGCGCGCCGAGGACGUCAAAAGACUCCUAGUGUUUGACCUUCAAGUGCCUUCGGAGCAUUGCCCGAAUCUGGGGACAAACCAUGGGGUGGCUCUAAUUGAUCGGCUCACCAAGAGCACUGUGGGCAUACCAAGUUCGGAAACGGAUCUGAAGCCCCGAAAACUGAUAGAAAAUUUCGGCAUUGCCCUCCAUGAACUUCUGAUCCUCAAAGCGAAGCUGGAAGAUAGAUCUCUACAGCUUGAAGCUAAGUGUCGACUUGAUGAACGUUCUUUUCGAAUCACAAUCGAACGGCUUCGUAAAGAAUUAACGGAACUACACGACCAGUUCUCAAAGCUAGAUACACAAGUUCACAUGGUUUCAGGGAAAUUGGCCCAUCUGGGUGAUCAGUUGGAGCGCAAAAAUUUACCCAGGAAACGCAUUGAAGAGGCUCGAGAUCUUAUCUUGGAAUUUUACAAAUUUCUGGGUGCUGGUGGUGGCACUUUUGCGAACGUUGCUGUAAACCUUCAAGGUGAUGAAACUCAGCUACUUGAGGCUGCGAAACGAAUAAAAAACCUCAACUCAUUGUGUUUCGAGUUGCCAGACGACGAACGUUUUCUUUCGGCUAAACAAAGAGUGACCGUCGCUCAUCAACAGCUGGAAGCCACUUUGCUGGAACGCUUUCGUAUUAACUGUGCCGAAAGAAACACGGCCAUGAUGAAAAGUAUAGCAGAUGCACUGAUCAACAGUAAAGGUCACACCACUUGCAUGGAGAUUCUGAUUGAAGAAACAUUAAAGGGAAUCAAUUCACGCAACCUUGACUUCGAAGCAAUGACAACGCGUUUGGUUGCGGCCGAACAGGACAUAAUGGAAGUCUUCAGUAGACCAGAGGCGACCUUGAUGCAGCUUAUCAACUCUUUAUUUACGUACAAACUGAAGCCUCACAUGGAUGAGCGUAUCCGGUCGGACAUGAGCUCUGAGAUGUAUUUGAUCAAUCUGUACACGGAAUACCAGAACAUGGAUAAGUUGAUGAAGGCACUGUGCGAUCGGCUUACUCUGGUCACGGACCCAUCACAACUGUCCAGAUUGUUCCGAGAACUGUUCGCCAACUACCUAAGUCAGUACGUCGCACGAGAAAAAGAAUGCUUAACAAGACGUUUGAAGAAACAUUUGGAUCAAUUCUAUGAAGCUCGUGGUCACCAAAAACGGCCACUUACUUCUUCUGGGAUCGCUGAUUUCAAACGCGACUUGAGAGUGAAGCUUCAUAUGCUGCCGGAUCAACGGUCGAUGGUUGAUUUCGAAGGUUCACUACUGUCGGAGGAAGUGGCUGUAAAUAUUAUCGAAGAUAUUCGGCGGGCAGCCAAACGUUGUCUGGUUGUCGGUGACCUCCUAUCGGAGCAGCUUCCAGGCAACAGUAUAGUCCACUCCAAAGCAGACCGUUCUUUCCACACCUCUGUUUCUGUCACACUAAUUAUCAUUUCUACACCGAUUCAAUACACACAGCUAUCACAACCAACAGAAUUUGCGGCCAAUGGAAUGGCUCUUUUCGACAUACUAAAUGAAUUUCUUGUGGUGGAGCACGUCCGCUACGGAGUCGUCAUAGCCCUUCAAGGCUUGCAGACAAUGGAUGCGCGUACCGUAACCCCGAACAUUGUCUUCUUCUCGGUUGUCCGUGACUGUACUUCAAUCAUUCAGUUUUUCGGAAAGACAGUGGACGAGUCCAUUUUCCCGCUAGUCAGUGCAUCACCUACGUGUCUCCAGGAGAUAAAUUCGAAACGCCAAUCAAUUCAGCAGAAAUUAGAGGCUCAACUCCAGAGCGGGCUGGAUCGCUGCUUGAACCUCAUUAUAUCGCAUGUGCAGCAUGUUUUAUCUACAGAACAGCGCAAAACAGACUUUCGGCCAGAUUCAGCUGUCGGAAUUCCUGUUGGCGGUCCACCCUCUCAGGCCUGUCAACGAGUAGUUGGUUUUCUUGCUCAAGUGGUGAACGAAGCCCGUCGUCAACUGGAUGGUCAGAAUCUGAAGAACUUCUUUACCGAACUUGGCAUGCGUUUGAAUCGGACCUUGGUGGACCACUUCUACGGAUUCACUUUUUCCGAUACCGGUGGCUUUUUGGCAAUGCAAGAUGUGACUGCCUACCGCGAUUUGGCUAGUCAGUUCGGAAGUCCUGUGGUUCAUGGAUUGUUCGAUGUGUUGCUCAAACUCAUGAACCUGAUGCUUAUCAAGCCCGAUAACGUGCAACAAGUAUCACAAGACUAUCUUCAGUCGGGUAUACCACUUGAACUGCUCCAAAACUUUAUCCAGCUGAGAGCCGACUACAAAGAGGCGCGAGUGAAAAUGGAGAUACGGAAACCAUCGCGUUGAGAGCUGGGCGAUAUAUCAUGGCGCGUGAUACAAAGACUGUAGAAGGCCAAAUAAUUUGUCACUUUUUUAAUUAUUUCGCUUUUAUCUAUACCUCGUUCAUACAUAUUUUGAAUUUUCGGAAUAUAUUUCUUGUCAAAAAGUUUAUCGGCUGUUAAUUCGUCUUCCUUUGGCGUGGAUGCCCUCCAGUCAACAUAUGGUUUAAGUUCACAUUGAUUCAGAUCUGUCGGUACAAUGAAAUCUAGCUGCAUCUCCGGAAAUUCAAUUCGUUGAUCAUCAAUGUUCACUGCUGUUGGAGGUUCUCUGUAAUGUGGAUAGUUUACUCCAACAGUUUCGCUUACCUCGGUAUCCAGGGGAAACGAGCGCGUUGACGACUUUUCUGGACGUCAAGUAACCAGUGGUAUCGAGUUUUGUAUGCCAACUUUUGUCGAAAAUGCAACGGCCCCGAAGUGCUGAUAUAUCUACGUGUACAAUCGAUAGUCCAAUUCCAUCUCAGAUGCCACAUUAGUGGAGCUGAAACAUGGAAAAAUUAUCCGCGUCUGAAAGCGCCUAACCUCUCUAAUUACAGAUGGCAGACUCUUGGUUGUUGCGGCGCAUUUUUCACUCAUCACCGGGGGGUCCAGUUCCACAACCAUCAGUUCAGUUGCGGCUUGUACCAUUGUCAUUUGGUCUAUUCUGAUUCGAACGUUACUCAGUGAUUCCAUGGACAGGUUCACGUGUUCCGAGCACAAAUGCACUCAGAACAUUCAAU
This is a messenger RNA of Opisthorchis viverrini, 3631 nucleotides long. RefSeq lists its product as hypothetical. NCBI's taxonomy places the organism in Eukaryota, Metazoa, Platyhelminthes, Trematoda, Opisthorchiida, Opisthorchiidae. Gene Ontology annotation, cellular component: cytoplasm; exocyst. The transcript is spliced from 15 exons. Bases 1 to 2883 code for a protein of 960 amino acids. Gene Ontology annotation, biological process: Golgi to plasma membrane transport; exocytosis. The record is from RefSeq and is a predicted model, not a curated record.